AUGAAAAAGUCUAUCAGUGUGGCACAUGUGGCUGAUGAGGACCGUGUUCCUUAUGUGACAUAUCUUCUUCGUGGAGUUUCAGCCGCAUGGUGGGACAAUCAUCUGCUGAUGAAAGCACCAGAUGCAAUCAUUACCUGGGAUGAGUUUCAGCUACUCUUCAAGCGUCAUCACAUCCCUGACAGCAUCAUGGAGAGAAAGCGAGAAGAGUUCUGCAAUUUGUCUCAAGGCAGCAACACUGUGCUGGUUUAUAGAGAUGCUUUCUUAAAACUGGCUCGUUAUGCUGGAGAUGAGGUAUCUACGGAUGCCAAAAAGCAAGCCAUGUUUCGCAAAUGCCUGAAUCCGGAGAUCAAGUAUGCUAUACUCUUGGUCAAGUGCAAUACCUUUGAGGAGCUCGUUAACACAGCGCUCCAAGAAGAGUAUGGUCGUGCAAUGCUAGAAGAGUCUCGUAAGCGCUCUCGUGAAGCAGCUUCUUCCUCAGCAACUGCUAUGCCUCCUCGGAAACGUAGGAUUUGGGUUCCUUAUGCUGCUCCUGCACAACCCACCUACAUGCCUGAACCGAGUGGUUUUGUUUCCCGCCCACCCACCCCUGUUGUUGUUCCAAGGGGCUCUCAAGUUCAUCAAAGGUCUGGCAAUCAAGCUAAGCAAAGUCACCGUGUUGAUGCUCAGCAAAGGCCUAGUUCUGAAGUUCUAGCAAGACCAAUGGGUCCUAAUCCUUCCUCAAGAGCAUGUUUCAAGUGCGGUGAUCCGGGACAUAUUUCAAUUCACUGUCCCCAAAACAAGCAUCCUCCAAUACAACCUUGCCCUCCAACAAAGGCGAUGGUUCGUGUUCCUGCUCCGUCAAAGGCUUUCAACUAUAACAAUAAGCCUGGUACGAGAAGUGUAUGGGUGAACAAUGUCACAGCUGUCCAAGCAAAAAGGGCACCUGACAUCGUGCUUGGUGUUCUUCCUGUGAACUCGAUCCCAGCAAAAGUUCUGUUUGAUACAGGAGCGGCACUUUCUUUCGUCUCCUCAAGUUUUGUUCAAAGGCAUGAGUUACCUAUGGUUCCACUGCCCAAUAACCUCACGGUGAACUCCCCGGGAGCACAGAUGACAGUUUCCAAGAUAAGCCAUGGGAAUCAAAUUCUCAUCGGAAGCUGCCACAUAGUCUAUUCACCUUCUGAGACACCUUCCGUUCAGCUCUUCGCUUUGAAUCCUAGCUCUCUUCCGGAACUUGAGUCUAUACCGGUGGUUUGCGAUUUUCCUGAUGUCUUUCCUGAAGAACUUCCGGGUAUGCCACCUGACAGGGUUGUUGAGUUCGUCAUUGAACUAGAGCCUGGUACAGCUCCUAUCUCAAAGCGGCCUUACAAAAUGGGUCCAAAUGAGUUGGCUGAACUCAAGAAGCAGCUUGAUGAGUUGCAAAAACUUGGUUUCAUUCAGCCAAGCACUUCUCCAUGGGGAUGUCCUACCAUCUUCAUCAAGAAAAAGGAUAAAACUGAUCGAUUGGUGGUUGACUACCGCCCUCUCAAUGAGAAAACGAUCAAGAAUACAUAUCCUCUUCCUCGCAUCAAUGAGCUCUUUGAUCAACUUGCGGGUGCAACUGUGUUCUCUAAGAUGGAUUUGAGAAGCGUCGUCUAUCUUGGCCAUGUCAUUUCGGGAAAAGGCAUCACUGUCAAUCCUGAAACAGUGAAGGCAAUCGUUGAAUGGCUUCCUCCGAAGAAUGUCAAGCAAAUACUUCUAAGCCUUUGCAGAUAUUCUGUGAUGCCUCUCUUCAUGGGCUAG
This is a messenger RNA of Lolium perenne, 1758 nucleotides long. Lineage: Eukaryota; Viridiplantae; Streptophyta; Magnoliopsida; Poales; Poaceae. The record is from RefSeq and is a predicted model, not a curated record.